Messenger RNA from Drosophila miranda, 1287 nucleotides. Its product is annotated as paired mesoderm homeobox protein 2B-like. NCBI's taxonomy places the organism in Eukaryota, Metazoa, Arthropoda, Insecta, Diptera, Drosophilidae. The record is from RefSeq and is a predicted model, not a curated record. The transcript has a single exon. The coding region runs from base 18 to 461 and encodes 147 amino acids.
CGCCGACGCUGCUGAAGAUGUUCGAGACCACGCUGACCCUGCCGCGCACCAGCGUGCUGACCGAACCGCUGGGCAGCGUAGUACCCUCCACAUCGACCGCGGCGGUGGCUGUUCAGACGACCAAGCGUCGCCGGCGUCGUCGCAACAAGAGGCGACGCAAGUCCUCGCUCUCCGGCAGCACCGAAGCGUCCUCAUCCCGCACCUACGAUCCUGUCAUGACGGGCAGCAGCAGCAGCAGCAUGCGUAGUACGGGUGGGGGGGGCCCGGGUGUAAUGCGUCGUGGUCGUUAUCGCGGAGUCAGCUCAUCCUCAACAUCAGCAGCAGCGGCGGCGGCAGCGGCAGCAGCGGCGGCGGCAGCGGCAGCAGCGUCUGCGGCGGCAUCAGCAGCCGCAUCGAUGAGUGGCGGAAGCAGUCCUUCUAUGUAUAUGGAUCCGCAGGACUACUUCGAGACGCUCGACUAGAUUAUUUACAAUUUUCGUCGUAGGUUAAAUUUUGUUGUUACUUCAGUUCUCUUCUUUUUUACCAGCGCGCCGACAUGCGAGCGAACGCCUAUUAAAUUUCCCUCUUUUUAACUGAUUCAUUUGCUAAAGAUGCGCGACAUCGGCGACUAUUUGCGGCCUUUUGAUUUAGCGUGAUUUUUAAUAACUUUUAACGUAUAUUUCAUAUAGCCCCUGUAAUCAUAAAGUGUGUAAUAUUAUGAUGUGUAAUUAAACUGCGAACCUUUCAAGAAUACCUUGCGCCCCAACCUGACCCACACAUACACAUACCCAAACCCAAUCUCAUAAGCCAUAACCAUACUCACAACAAGCUGACAACAACACUCAAUCCCCAAACCACAUUUAAUCUAGAAAGAUAUGACUAUUUAAGUAAAAACAGUUCAACCAUCUAUGUAGCAUGUUAAUAGAGAAACCCGUCAAUAGUUCAAUGCUGUAAACGUUCGUAGACUCUCCUCACUCACUCUCUCUGUCUCACACUAUCUGUCACCCGAUCACGAUUACGUUGAUCUGUCCAGUGCAUCACGGAACGUUCCAUCAGUUUCACUCACGCAUCUGCUUUGCGGCAAGACUAAGGCAAGGCAUUAGCAAAGUUUUAAGUGUAACAUUUCGCUAUAGUGGUUAAGCAAAUUACAUUUACUCUAAAUAUAUAUACUUAUACUAUGCAUAUAUACAUAUGUAUGUAUGUAUGUAUAUAUAUAUACCAUGAAGGACAUACACACGAAAGGCAAGCAUGAAUUCAAUUAACUGGAUAAUCGUUUAAAUAUAUUGUAUGGAUGUGUAUUUCAGGAAA